AUGAGGCUAGCGCGGCUGCUUCGCGGAGCCACCUCGGCCGGCCCGGGCCCCGGGCUGCGCGCCGCCGGCCGUAGCGUCAGCCGCAGCCUCACCUCGGACUCGGGCUCCGGCCCGGCGCCCGAACGCGGCGUUCCCUGCCAAGUGGACUUCUACGCGCGAUUCUCGCCAUCCCCGCUCUCCAUGAAGCAGUUCCUGGACUUCGGAUCUGUGAAUGCUUGUGAAAAGACCUCAUUUAUGUUUCUGCGGCAAGAGCUGCCUGUGAGAUUGGCAAAUAUAAUGAAAGAAAUAAGUCUUCUUCCAGAUAAUCUUCUCAGGACACCAUCAGUUCAGUUGGUACAGAGCUGGUAUAUCCAGAGUCUUCAAGAGCUUCUUGAGUUUAAGGACAAAAGUGCUGAAGAUGCUAAAACUAUUUAUGACUUUACAGACACUGUGAUACGGAUCAGGAACCGACACAAUGACGUGAUACCCACAAUGGCUGAAGGUGUGGUUGAAUACAAGGAGAGCUUCGGGGUGGAUCCUGUCACCAGCCAGAAUGUUCAGUAUUUUUUGGAUCGUUUCUACAUGAGUCGAAUUUCAAUUAGAAUGUUACUUAAUCAGCACUCUUUAUUAUUUGGUGGAAAAGGCAAAGGAAGCUUAUCUCAUCGCAAACACGUUGGAAGUAUAAAUCCAAACUGCAAUGUGGUUGAAGUUAUUAAAGAUGGCUAUGAAAAUGCUAGGCGUCUGUGUGAUUUGUAUUAUAUUAACUCUCCCGAACUAGAACUUGAAGAACUAAAUGCAAAAUCACCAGGACAGCCAAUACAAGUGGUUUACGUACCAUCCCAUCUCUAUCACAUGGUGUUUGAACUUUUCAAGAAUGCAAUGAGAGCAACGAUGGAGCAUCAUGCUGACAAAGGUGUUUAUCCGCCUAUUCAGGUCCAUGUCACACUGGGUAAAGAGGAUUUGACUGUGAAGAUGAGUGACCGAGGAGGUGGUGUUCCUCUGAGGAAGAUCGACCGACUCUUUAACUACAUGUACUCCACUGCGCCCCGGCCUCGCGUGGAGACGUCCCGAGCGGUGCCCCUGGCUGGUUUUGGUUAUGGAUUGCCCAUAUCACGCCUUUAUGCGCAGUAUUUCCAAGGAGACCUAAAGCUCUAUUCCCUAGAGGGCUAUGGGACAGAUGCAGUCAUUUACAUUAAGGCUCUGUCAACAGAAUCAGUAGAAAGACUCCCGGUGUAUAACAAAGCUGCCUGGAAGCAUUACAACACCAACCACGAGGCUGACGACUGGUGUGUCCCCAGCCGAGAACCAAAAGACAUGACGACAUUCCGCAGUGCCUAG
Messenger RNA from Rangifer tarandus platyrhynchus (Svalbard reindeer), 1317 nucleotides. NCBI's taxonomy places the organism in Eukaryota, Metazoa, Chordata, Mammalia, Artiodactyla, Cervidae. The record is from the annotation of a GenBank genome assembly.